This is a messenger RNA of Colletotrichum godetiae, 666 nucleotides long. RefSeq lists its product as uncharacterized. The record is from RefSeq and is a predicted model, not a curated record. The transcript is spliced from 2 exons. Bases 1 to 666 code for a protein of 221 amino acids. Lineage: Eukaryota; Fungi; Ascomycota; Sordariomycetes; Glomerellales; Glomerellaceae.
AUGCCCCGCGCACCCAACCCCGAGCCAGACGGAACCAUCAAGCCGAGAAUUCCAAGACUUUUGUCCAACUCAUCAACAUCGUGGCCGCGCGCCCACCUUACCACCGUACCUAGGUCCGCUUGGGGAGACCGUAGCUUUGUUGGCAGUUGCUGGAGAGCGUUGGGCCGGUUCUUGGUGUGGAGGGGUGGCAGGACUACGCUGUACCGGGCAACAUCGGCACUGGCACCAACAAACGCACCUCUCGGUAUCAAAGUUGAGGUGAGCGUCGAACAAAUUAAAGGAAAGCCGGCAAGGUGGAAGAUUGGUGAAGAUGCCCCGCUCACCCCCGACCAGGCUAUUCGUUCCAGAAUCCAGCCAGCCCAGCAGCAGCAGCAACAGCAGCAGCAGCAGCAGCAUCAACCCACCCACGUCUGCGACCUGCGGCCUGCGGCCUGCCCUGGGUUGUUCGGUACCUUGGUGCCUGCCAGUACACACGGAAGCACUCUUGCUUUCCGCACAAUCCAAGGACCAAGGGAACAUGGCUGGACGUUCUUGACCUUCCGGGUUAGGCCAUGUCCUCCAGCUAGCACUGCACCAGGCUAUCUCAAGCACCCCAACGCCAACCGAUCAGGCGCCAUCCAUCCCUCUGGAACAGUAACCACCCCGUCCAAGUCCAAUCAUUGCUAA